This is a messenger RNA of Anoplopoma fimbria (sablefish), 575 nucleotides long. It is a transcript of the gene ndufb11, whose product is annotated as NADH:ubiquinone oxidoreductase subunit B11. The transcript has 3 exons. The record is from RefSeq and is a predicted model, not a curated record. Lineage: Eukaryota; Metazoa; Chordata; Actinopteri; Perciformes; Anoplopomatidae. Bases 58 to 492 code for a protein of 144 amino acids.
GGUCUUAAACUUCUGCUUCCGGUUCCGGGUCGCUAUUAUCCUUCACAAACAGGUGAAAUGUUGACCCGACUGUCGCGGUUCGGGCCCGCUUUGCCCCGGUUACUCUCAACUCCACCGGCCCGGUUCGUCUCCCAGUCCAAACCGUCCGGUGCCGCCGGUUCGACCGCCGUGACGGAGCUGUACCCGGCCGCGCAGCAGGCUGGACACAGUGAGGUCAGCCCGUAUGUCAAGAAUCCAGAUUACCAUGGAUUUUCCAGUGACCCUGUGGUGGAUGAGUGGAACAUGAGGCUGGGCUUCUUCUUCGGCAUCUCAGUGGCUCUCGUUAUCGGAGGAACAUUUAUCCACUAUUUACCGGACCACGGCAUGCGGCAGUGGGCCAGAAGGGAGGCGGAGCGUGUGAUCCAGCUGAGAGAGAAGGAGGGUCUUCCUCUCAUAGGCGAGAACUACUACGACUCAAACAAGAUCGUUCUGACCACAGCUGGAGAGGAGUAGCAAGUCCAAAAUCCAGUGGCUCUAUUUCAUGAUUAAUGUAUUUCACUAUAACAGAAUAAAUGAUGUCCUUGUUGAAUUGUGUA